AUGGACGAAUUAAAGAGAAAGAUUCUUUUAAUUCGUUAUAUUGCUCCGAUUAUGAUAAAACACGAAAAGAUAAGAAAGACAUUUAGAGAUUAUUUGAGAAUUGUAGUAUUUGGUGAUGAAGCAGUGGGAAAGUCCAGUAUAAUUCUACGUUUCAUAGAAGGUGAAUUUAAAGAAUGGGAUCCAACUGUUGAGGAUUUUCAUUUGAAAUCUGUAAAAUUUGGAAAUUCAACAACUAAUCUCGAUAUUCUUGGUGUGGCUGGCCAAAUGGAACACAACUCACACAGCAUUAGAAAUGGAUAUCUGAGUCAAUGUGAUUGUUAUCUGGGUGUCUGCUCAGCAACCAUCAAAAAUUCAAUGAAUUAUAUAGAAGAAAACAUUCAAGAUUUAAAUAAUUCUAAGGAUGGGCCCUACACACCAAUCAUUGUUGUGUUAAAUAAGAUGGAUCUUAUUGAGAAUGAUAUCAAUGACAGUUCAGAUCGGAAAUGA
Naegleria gruberi is the source of this 486-nucleotide messenger RNA. RefSeq lists its product as uncharacterized. Gene Ontology annotation, biological process: signal transduction. Gene Ontology annotation, molecular function: GTP binding; GDP binding; GTPase activity. The coding region runs from base 1 to 486 and encodes 161 amino acids. The record is from RefSeq and is a predicted model, not a curated record. NCBI's taxonomy places the organism in Eukaryota, Heterolobosea, Eutetramitea, Acrasida, Naegleriidae. The transcript has 3 exons. Gene Ontology annotation, cellular component: plasma membrane.